Molecule: messenger RNA, 3866 nt
Organism: Thamnophis elegans (Western terrestrial garter snake)
Lineage: Eukaryota; Metazoa; Chordata; Lepidosauria; Squamata; Natricidae
Product: unconventional myosin-Vb-like
Biological process (GO): actin filament organization; vesicle transport along actin filament
Cellular component (GO): myosin complex; cytoplasm; vesicle
Molecular function (GO): microfilament motor activity; actin filament binding; ATP binding
Source: RefSeq, a predicted model, not a curated record
ACGAGGGAGCGGCGCCCGGCUCCGCCCGCCCGCUUCGCCGGGCAGCGGCUGCUCCCUCUCCCCCACCUUCCGCCUUGCCGCUCUUCGCCGGCCGUUGGGUAAAUAACUCCGGGGCCGAGGCCGGGCAAAGGUCGGCGGAGCGCGGCCGGCCGUCGGAACUGCAUCGCCCGGCUCCGCCUGUAUCCCUUUCCCGUCGCCACUAGCACCACCGGGCGCCUGGACGCCGCUCUUUUUCGGCCCGGCUCCGGCUUGAAUGCUUCGGAGUUGCCUGCGGACUUCUCGGCUUUGCGCCCCUUUGGCUUUUGCGCAUCGCCGGCCGGGACAUGUCGGUGACGGAGCUGUACAGCAAGUAUACAAGAGUAUGGAUUCCUGACCCAGAGGAAGUCUGGAAAUCAGCUGAAAUCAUCAGAGAUUACAAAGAGGGGGAUAAAACUCUGCGCCUGAAACUUGAAGAUGACAUGAUCCUGGAAUAUCCUGUUGACCCCAAGGAGAACAAGUUUCCUUUUUUGCGUAAUCCAGAUAUUUUGGUUGGAGAAAAUGACUUGACAGCUUUAAGUUACCUCCAUGAACCAGCCGUCUUGCAUAACUUAAAAGUCCGCUUUUUGGAAUCAAAUCACAUCUAUACCUAUUGUGGUAUCGUGCUUGUUGCCAUAAAUCCUUAUGAACAAUUGCCAAUUUAUGGACAAGAUGUCAUCUACGCCUACAGUGGCCAAAACAUGGGGGAUAUGGAUCCUCAUAUUUUUGCAGUUGCAGAAGAAGCAUAUAAGCAAAUGGCCAGGGAUGAGAAGAACCAGUCCAUUAUCGUUAGUGGGGAGUCCGGGGCGGGCAAAACAGUCUCGGCCAAAUAUGCCAUGCGGUUCUUUGCAUCAGUUGGAGGUUCCUCCAGCGAAUCCAAUGUUGAAGAGAAGGUCCUGGCUUCCAGUCCUAUCAUGGAGGCAAUUGGCAACGCAAAAACAACUCGGAAUGACAACAGCAGCCGCUUUGGGAAAUACAUUCAGAUUGGCUUUGAUAAAAGAUACCGUAUCAUUGGUGCCAACAUGAGGACGUACCUGCUUGAGAAAUCAAGAGUUGUAUUCCAGGCACCUGAUGAGCGAAACUAUCACAUUUUCUAUCAGCUAUGUGCCUCUGCUAGUCUUCCAGAACUGAAGGACCUCUCAUUAUUGGAUGCCAAAGAUUUUUUCUACACAUCUUUGGGAGGGGACACCUCCCUUGAAGGAGUCGAUGAUGCAGAAGAUUUUGAGAAAACAAAGCAAGCUUUCACCCUGCUUGGAGUGAAGGAGUCGUAUCAGAUGACCAUUUUUAAAAUACUCGCUGCUGUCCUACACCUUGGAAAUGUGGAUUUUCGUUCUGAACGUGAUGGAGAAUCCUGCAGUAUAACGAACCAAGAUGAACACCUGCAUCAUUUUUGCAGAUUACUGGGAGUGGAGCACAGUCAGUUGGAACACUGGCUUUGCCAUCGGAAGCUGGUGACCACUUCGGAAACCUACAUCAAGAAUAUGUCCCUCCAACAAGCCGUCAACGCCAGGAAUGCGCUAGCCAAGCAUAUCUACGCCCAGCUGUUCAACUGGAUUGUGCAGCAUAUCAACAAGGCCUUGCACACGACGGUCAAGCAGCAUUCUUUUAUUGGUGUGCUGGACAUUUAUGGGUUUGAGACCUUUGAAUAUAAUAGCUUUGAACAAUUCUGCAUCAAUUACGCCAAUGAAAAAUUACAGCAGCAGUUCAAUUUGCAUGUCUUUAAAUUGGAACAAGAUGAAUACAUGAGAGAGCAAAUUCCCUGGACACUCAUCGAUUUUUAUGACAAUCAGCCCUGCAUAGACCUUAUAGAAGCUAAGCUGGGUAUCCUGGACUUGCUGGAUGAAGAAUGUAAGUUCCCUAAAGGGACGGACGAGAACUGGGCUCAGAAACUCUAUGAUCGCCACGGGAACAGUCAACAUUUCCAGAAGCCUCGCAUGUCAAACAUGGCAUUCAUUAUUGUGCAUUUUGCAGAUAAGGUGGAAUAUUAUUGCGAGGGCUUUUUGGAAAAAAACAGAGAUACAGUCCACGAAGAACAGAUCAAUAUUCUGAAGGCCAGCAAGUACCCAGUGAUUGUGGAGUUGUUCCAUGACGAAAAAGACCCUGCUCCAGCUGCUCCUCCUGGAAAGAAAACUUCUUCCAAAAUCAAUAUCCGCUCGGCUCGUCCAACUGUAAAAGCAGCCAAUAAAGAACACAAGAAAACAGUGGGGCACCAGUUUCGCAAUUCGUUGCACCUGUUAAUGGAGACCCUGAAUGCUACCACUCCCCAUUAUGUUCGGUGUAUCAAGCCCAAUGAUGAGAAGCUGCCUUUCAGCUUCGAUCCAAAGAGAGCAGUACAACAACUAAGAGCUUGUGGAGUGUUGGAGACCAUCCGUAUCAGUGCAGCGGGCUACCCAUCCAGGUGGACCUACCAUGACUUCUUGAAUCGGUAUCGAGUGCUUAUGAAAGACAAAAGUAUUUCGAAAAAGAACGACAAGACAUUGAUUUGUAAAACGUUAUUGGAAAGUCUAAUUAAGGAUCCUGACCAGUUUCAGUUUGGACGUACGAAGAUCUUUUUCCGUGCUGGCCAGGUGGCCUACUUGGAAAAAUUGCGGGCAGAUAAGUUCCGGGCUGCCACCAUCAUGAUACAGAAGACCGUGCGUGGCUGGAUGCAGAGAAGGAAGUACAGGAAAACCAGGGAGGCAGCUUUAAGUAUCCAGAGGUUCACCCGAGGAUAUUUGGCACGCAGAUUGGCGGAUCAUCUAAGGAAAACAAGAGCGGCCAUUAUUUUCCAGAAACAAUAUCGAAUGUUAAGGAUACGCCGGGCCUACCAAGCCAUCCGUCAAGCAGCUAUCACGAUCCAGUCCUUCACACCGAGGAUGUUCGUUAGGAAGAACUAUCAAAAGAUACUUAUGGAGUACAAGGCCAUCGUCCUCCAGAAAUAUACUCGAGCUUGGCUGGCUCGGAAGAAUUUCACCAAGUUCAGAUGUGCGGCUGUGAUGAUCCAGUGCUAUUUCAGGCGCAUGAAAGCCAAGCAAGAGCUGAAAGCUCUGAAGAUCGAGGCCCGGUCAGCCGAGCACUUGAAGAGACUCAACAUUGGCAUGGAGAACAAAGUUGUGCAACUACAGAGAAAGAUAGAUGAACAGAACAAAGAACACAAGUCUCUCAGUGAGCAGCUCUCCACGGCAGCCUCUGCUCAUUACAUAGAGAUUGAAAAGCUGAAGAAGGAAUUUGAACGCCAUCAGCAGAAGAAGGGAGACAGGAACCAGCUCGUGAGCUUGCAGGAAGAAAUCGAUUCUCUCCGGUUGGCCCUGGAGAAGGCUCACGGGGAGCGGAAGAUUGUCGAAGACACGUAUGCCAAAGAGAAGCAGGUGCUCCAAAAGAGGAUAUCCGACUUAGAAGAAGAAAAUGUCCUUCUGAAGGAAGAAAAAGAGGCACUGAACAACAAGAUAUUGGGCCAGUCAGAAGAUGAAUUUGCCAAAAAUGCAGUUGAAGAAAACCUGAUGAAGAAGGAGCUUGAUGAGGAGAGAGCCCGUUACCAGAACCUUGUGCAGGAAUAUUCCAGGCUGGAGCAGCGAUUCGAGAAUAUGAGUGAUGAGAUGACUCUCAUCAAGCAAAGCCCAGGACACAGAAGAAACCCCUCAAACCAAAGCAGCUUGGAAUCGGAUUCCAACUACCCAUCCAUUUCUACAUCUGAGAUAGGAGAUACGGAAGAUGCAAUACAACAAAUAGAGGAAAUUGGCUUGGAGAAGGCAGCCAUGGACAUGAGCCUCUUCCUAAAACUUCAGAAGAGAGUGCGGGAACUUGAACAGGAGAGAAGAAAAUUGAAGACUCAGCUGGAAAAAGAUACCGAAAGCCAGAAAUCUCAGUCCUGA